AUGGCUUCCCGUUCUCUUCUACUUGUUUCCGCAUUGGCGACAGCCGCUCUUGGUGAUGUCCUGGACCUGGAUAUUAAGGUCCGAAAUGGAUACAGAACCGUGGAGGUAGACCUCGGAACCCCAGGCGGCCCCUUUGAUCUGCUGUACGACACCGGAUCAUCCUCUCUGUGGGUGCUGGACGGCGAUUGUACAACGGAGUGUGAGAACGUGAGCGGCUAUUCCCGACACAAAUAUAAUCUCACCUCGACCGGCGUGAACCUGAUGGCGAACGACACCAAUGACUACAGCGGAGGCACCAUCACCGGCUUCGCUGCCUCGGAUAUCCUCACAGUUCCCAACACUAACGCGUCCUAUCGGCAAAGCUUCGCCGUCAUCACCGACAGUACCUGGGCGGAUUUGGCAGCCGAUGGAUUCAUUGGCAUGGCAUCCAGCUCCAUCGCAUUCAAGAACACUACCACCUCCUUCGAGCAGAUGUUGCAGGAUGGACUGUUGGACGAGCCACGGUUUGGCAUCUACCAAGGGACCGGAGUAUCUACAAUGGACGAACCCAAUCCCGAGAAUAACGGUGUCCUGACCUUCGGUGGCAGCCACGAGGACAAGUAUGCGGACGGUGAGCUGCAGUGGAUUGAGAUGCUGUCCCCAUUUGAGAUCUACAAGACACCUCUCCAGGGUAUCCAGGGACACAAUACCUCCAAUGGUCAGAACUACUCUAGUGAUCUCUUGAACUGGUACGGCGAUGUUAUUUUCGAUACUGGCGCCGGAACUAUCAACAUUCCUGAGGACCAAAUCGAGGCUGUGUAUGCCGUGACCCCAUUCUCAUAUGCCAAGAUCUCCUCCGGAUACCGCCCUCUGUGCUCUGAGUUCAACGAGACAUGGUCCGUCUCGUUCACUCUUGGAUUUUACGGCGAUGGAGUGACAUUCAACCUGACUGGCGACCAGCUGGCUGUUCCGGGCUACCAGGACGAUGACCACUGCUUCCCUCCUUUCAUUUCCUGGAGCAGUCCCAAUACCCUCAUUGGGCAGUACUGGUUGAGCAAUUUCUACUCUGUCUUCGACUGGGGAUCUUUUGAGCAGGAGUCGUACAAUAUCCGUAUCGGCCUGGCACCUCUGAAGAAGGAAUAUCUGCCGAAAUUUUAG
Molecule: messenger RNA, 1137 nt
Organism: Aspergillus sclerotioniger CBS 115572
Lineage: Eukaryota; Fungi; Ascomycota; Eurotiomycetes; Eurotiales; Aspergillaceae
Product: pepsin-like aspartic protease
Exons: 4
Coding region: 1-1137 (378 amino acids)
Biological process (GO): proteolysis
Cellular component (GO): fungal-type vacuole
Molecular function (GO): aspartic-type endopeptidase activity
Source: RefSeq, a predicted model, not a curated record